Molecule: messenger RNA, 1789 nt
Organism: Suillus subalutaceus
Lineage: Eukaryota; Fungi; Basidiomycota; Agaricomycetes; Boletales; Suillaceae
Exons: 9
Coding region: 148-1632 (494 amino acids)
Biological process (GO): cytoplasmic translation
Cellular component (GO): ribosome; cytosolic large ribosomal subunit
Molecular function (GO): structural constituent of ribosome; RNA binding
Source: RefSeq, a predicted model, not a curated record
CUAUUUUUCGGACAGAUUAGUAGAAGUUCCCGCUCCCAGACACCCACUUUAGUGGGGAGAGGGUUCUGCGGGACCUCCGACGCUGUUAGUUUGAAGAGUGCAAAAGUACAAGUGCGUUCUACCCGUCAUACUUUCCUCGGUCCAUUGAUGCUCGAUUGCAUUCGGCUGCUUCAAAUGACACUUGCGAGUCCUCCUUUCUCAGUACAUUCUGCGAUCCCCUCAACUCACGAAGAUCUGCCAUCAUCUUGGACCUCUGAUACCAGGAUCCGUGUCUCAUUUCAAUUGCUCCGCUGUGAUUAUCAGGGCUCAGAGGCGCACGCCAUCUUCAAAGCACACACCCACAACAACAAGGCCCCUGCCAAGCUUCGUACCUUCGAUUUCGUCGAACGCAAUGGCUACGUCCGGGGUAUCGUCAAAGAAAUCAUCCACCACCCUGGCCGUGCACCUCUCGCACGCGUCGUAUUCCGUGGCCCCUACCGCUAUAAGCUCCCCAAGGAGACUUUCAUAGCCACCGAGGGCAUGCACACCGACUCAUUCAUAUACUACAGAAAAAAGGCUAACGUUACCAUCGGUAACGUCCUUCCCGGGGAUGAAGCAGGCAGAAAGAUGGAAGGAAAGGAGGGUGAUAAUAAGCAGAGGGAGCUCAAGGAGAAGACAGCAUCAUACUUACGGCAGUGUGCAUCGUUUCACAGUUGUACUCGUUGUCACCCACACGCUCGCAUUCGCAUUCACACUCGUGCCCUCGCUUUGUUUCUUUCAGCACCACACCAUGAACACCUAUGCGCCCUCAUUCUUGCACCGUUCAAGUCAUCAGCUGUCGUGGCCUCGCCAGGGCUUGAAAUAGCGCACAGCACCAGUGAGAGGAGUGGGAAUCAAGAUGGAGCCGAGGGGGUGGGGAUUGGGAUGCGAAGGUCACCGGCGUUUGAGUCACAGAGGCCCACGACGUUUGAUUCCCAGGCAGUAUUUGAGCCUCAGCCAAGGCAGACGAAUUUGGAGACGCAAAUGAGACUGGCAUUCAAGUCUCAGCCAAGACCUACAGUUCUCGACUUGCAAGCAAGACCCACGCUAUUCAAGGCUCAGGCAAGAUCUACGAUGCUCGAAUCACAGGCAAGACCGCCUGUGAUGUGGAAAGGCCCAGCAAGAUCUACAGGGUCCAUUUCGCAGUCCCAGUCUCAGGGAUCUCAAAGGGUUGCAGUAGGUAGAGUGAUGGGCAAGGAAGAUGUCGUUUGGGAGCUUCGUCGAAUCAACGCCAGUACCUGGCACUCACUCGUUUUUCUGUCACUCGCCGUCCUCGUCCGUCGAGCGCCCGUUACAACCUUCACAUCUGCAUUCACCUCCGCACCCGGACCUCAUGCACUCGUCUCAGUACACUCUGGAAGCAGCGUGAUGGAUGUAGACGCGGCCUUGGGAGGAUGUAGAAGGCAUGCUCAUGUUCCUCUCGCAUCUGCACCGGAGUCAGGAGCGGUACAAAUUCCUGUAAUGGCCAUGACAGCGGCUGUGGCACAGGAUCAAGACCGAUCGAUGACCGAAGCGGAUAGGGAGCUUAAUAGGACCAAGAGGGCGCUUACGACUAUGGCGGCUGCUGCUGCGUUGGGUGGGAAUGGAGCUGGAGGGGGUGAAGGGAAUGUCUGAAGAUGAAUGUUGUGCAUGUCACACUAAAGGAUACCUACCACGACACUGGACAACUCAACUAUUAAACAUAUUACUGAGAAUGUUACUAAGAAAAUCCCGAAACCAUUCGAGUCAUCGCCGUAACCGCUCCAAAAAGUGGCCAACGCGGCCACCACAC